GUCAGCUGAGGUGCUCAGCAGUCAACGCAGGUAUCGUCGAUAUCUAAACCCAGGUUCAGGAGUUAGGCAGUAUCGUCAGAAGUUUGUUGCAGCCAUGGACGAUGCGUUCGAAAGCAUGAAGGCAAGCUCCAUGAGGCUUUUGGGGGGGGAGCCGGAGGAGAAAAGCGCGCUGCGGGAGAUGGAGGAGGCGGUGUGCAGCGUCUGCCCUUCCCUGUCGUGGAGAAAUCGGCUCAUUGGCUACGGCGCUUGUCUGGCAGUCGGCUUCUGCCUUACCUUCGGGUCUCUCUUCAGGGUGGGGCAACUGCUCACAGGGAACCCGCGGCCGUUCGUCCUCUACUUCUCGCUGGGAAGCAUGCUGAACAUCUGCAGCUCCUUUUUUCUCACGGGCCCGUGGAAACAGAUCAAGAAAAUGUUCAAUCCCGUAAGAGCCGUGGCCACCAGCAUCUACCUGGCCACGCUUUCCGCGACCUUGUUCGUGGCUCUCUCUCCGUACGCGAGCGUGCCCUUCCGGGGCAUCCUCCUCCUGUGCCUUGUUGUGGCGCAGUUCUUGUCGUACGUGUGGUACACCCUCUCUUACGUCCCGUUCGCGCGGAGGUUUAUGGCUGGGUUUUGGUCGGGGUUGAGAAGCGGAGGAUGAUGAAGCGAAGAUGUUCUCUCUUUUUCCACAGGUCGCGCCCGCGCGCGUUGUGUGUAUUCAUUUCGGUUCCUGCUCCGACCGCGCUAACCGGCUGACCCAAUGAAAAUUGUGCGUGUGUGUUUUGUGUUCUAUGCAGCCGUUCCUUGUGGUCGGUCUUAACAACCUCUUCUCGUUUGGGUGUUACUAUGCGUAGACUAUUAUGACUUAUCUGUGUUUUAUUUCCGUAAAAUCUUAUCGCUAAUAGAUGUGCAGUGUAAGCUCGUUCUUGCCUCUUGUAACACAAGCGUGAUCACAUUUAGGUAUCGUAAAUUCUACAUCGAAGCUGGGGAGCGGAGGAACGACAUCAACGCCGGCGGUGAACGACUGUUUCAGAAAUUCCAGUGUCGUUCAUUUGCAGCAGGCUCGUGUUUUCUGUUUUCCCCGGCGAGUACUGGGAGCGGGGAAGGUUGUUCUAUACCGUGGGCUAAGUAUUUAUUUUGUCGGGGGGGGGGUUCGGAAGAGGUUCGUCCUUGGUGUCAGUGUAGCCCAGUCCCCGUGGAAUCAUGGCCACCCCAUCAUUCUGGUGGUCUGGUCGAUCCCGAGGCAGCUCGGUUGGUUUAGUGUCUUGGUUGCUUUUCAACCUGAGCUUACGGUGGUGCUGCAGGGUCAUAGUGGGAGCACAUCGUGCCAUUAGUAGAGGGCGCAGUCGCCUUGUUGAAGCUGUAAUACGCAGUCCCGUUGGAUUUUCCUGGGGGUGUUGCUACUUUUGUUGGUCUUUCGUAUUUUUUGUUGUGUUUGACCUCUGUCCUCGAAAAACGCAACGGAUGGAAGUUGGUCCUUCUGAGACGAGAGAACGCAUUGCUAGUGAACGAGAGUGCUGUGAUGUGGGUAAGCGAUGCCUACAAAUAUGGUUGCAAGGGGGGAGGCCUCCUACCAGAUGUACGUCGCGGACCCUGCGUGGUCAGUGAGGGUGAACUCUUUCUUCCGUAUGUCAACCUCGUUUUUUUUUGUG
Molecule: messenger RNA, 1628 nt
Organism: Ectocarpus sp. CCAP 1310/34
Lineage: Eukaryota; Phaeophyceae; Ectocarpales; Ectocarpaceae
Source: the annotation of a GenBank genome assembly